CCGAUUAUGACAAUGAUUAAAGCUUAAGCUUCUGCUCCCUUCUCGUUCUCAUCAAUUAGAAAGCGGUAUUCGAACUUAUACUAGAAUCGAAUCAAUGUACAGAGCCCAGAUAUUAGUACUGACUCGCAACGAAGAUAUCGUAGUUGCUCCCACCUCCACACGACCCCCUGCGUGUUGUUCGGCGUUGCAGCCAAUCGCGUCCUCUUAUCCCAUCGCUUUGCAUACUAGAGUAUGCGGCUCAUGCAUUCUAUCAUCGUGACAUGUCGCAGAUCUGAUCUCGGUGCCCACUUCAAAUUCGAGAUGAUGAAUGAGUUGUAGACGCAUAUUUUUAGUCAACACUUCUAAGCAUCUUAGUACCACCAUGGCAAAAACCGCAUCGGCGCAGCACCACUCUCCCGCCGCCGUGAAGUUAAAACAGGUGGCGCUCGGAGCAGGCGACAAAAGCGCAGCUGCUGCUGGGUUUGAUGGCCCGGGUGCAGCACUGGACACAACACUUAUGCCGUGUGCCACCACCGUAAAGACGACAGAUGAGUCAGUCCCAGGGCCACUAGUUAUGUAGGUCAGUUUACCACAACCGCUCGGCGCUUUAAAUGCGUUCACAAAAUGAAAACUUACAUUUGGUUUUGCAUGGCUAACCACAUUCCAGUGACGCAAGAUUAUUCUAGUCUGGCUCACAUGGGGGACAAAGAUGGUGGGGCGCGCGCGCUCGUCGGUUCGUUUUUUCGGAUUCGCAAAAUGGCAGGAGAGCGAGAUCGAAGAAAAUCGCGCUCGUUUUUUCAAAUUAAUGUGUAGCAGCAAAAAAAAAAAAACUGUCGCGCGCGCGAAGCCGUCGCGCAGCCGUCCGGGCCGCUCGGCCGCCCCCGCGCCGGGGCGCAGGGCGGUGCCGCCCGUGCCCCUGGAAGCCUUCCGCUCCACCGAGCGCACCGGGGCGCCGCGAACGCAGCGAAGAGGCGCGAGCGGCCCGGGCGGUCCGAGCGGCGCAGCCGCCCGGGCCGCUCGCUGCGCCGCUCGAGCCCGUCCCGCUCCCGGCAGCGGCCCGGAGCGCCGGCAAGGGCCCGAGCGGCCGGAAGCGCCCCGAGCGGCGCGGGCGGCGCCAGGCCGGAAUUCCGAGCGGCGCGAGCGGUCGUGGGCGCGCGGCCGCCGCUCCCGCGGCGGCCGGAAGUCUCGGGGCCUGGCCGCUGGUGGUCCAGGUGUUCGAGCCACAAGGUAGGGGCCCCAGGCUAAGAGUGCAGUCGCAUUUUCGAAAAAAAUGCGGCGUUCUCGGUGUUCAAUUUGAAAAGCGGCAAGACCCUGGCUCAGAUCAUGGCGGCGGGCUGUGCGGCCAACGUGGCGACCCCGGUCGGAGGCGCGGCGCUUUGGGCGGAUCCCAUGUAUGAAAAAAAAUAUUUAAAAUCCUGAACGCAUUUAAAGACCCUAGCGGUUGUGGUAGAACUGACCUACUUGACACUAGCGAGAACGACUUCGACCGAGACGACAGUGAAAGACAAGAACAGGCGCAUUCUUUACACGGACGUGUGCAUCGCGGGCGGGGGCAUCGGCGGUUGCGGCCUCGCUAGGUACCUCAAGCUGCUGAACGAACACGAAAGGGAUCUUCAGGAUGCUGAUGCUAUCGCCCGCGAGGAAACAACUAACGGAAGUGCAAGUUCUUCAGGGAAACAACUACAAGCGGGGCCGCACAAAAAUAAAGUCUCCGUCUUGCUUUUCGAAAAAGACCCUUCUUUCCACCACCGGAAGCAGGGCUAUGGACUCACCAUGCAACAGGGCUCCAAGGCGUUGCAGAAGCUACACUUGGCGGAGAAAGUAUACGAAGAGGACACUCCGAAUGAAGUGCACUACGUCUUCGAACCUAGUGGCGCGCUGCGAUCGGCGUUUGGCUUCGGGGUGAACCACGGGGCCGGGGAUGUCGGGAUGCCGUCAAAAACAGCGGAAGUAGUUCUGGCAGGGAGGACGGCCGCGACGGCGGCCGGAGCACAGGAAGGAGGCAGCGCUACCAGUAGUUCCAGCUCGAUGUCCUCCGAAAAGACUGCUGAUGCGGUAGCUUCAGGAGUUGCAGUUUCAACAGCAGUGCCGCAACCAAAACGACACAACCUGCAUCUGCCGCGACAACGGCUUCGGGAACUGCUUUGUGGUGGCUUGGGCGAGGACGUUUUUCAGUGGGGGUGGAGUUUUCAGAAGUUUGAGCAUCGAUAUCCCGCGAAAAAAGUGUUACAGUUGCACACUUGUAGUGAAUUCACCAACACAAAUUUCUCUGCAUGAGGGAGAAAACUUGUAAUGCAGAAAUCCUACGGGAAAACACCUAUGAAACGAGGCUCCUGUAUGCAUAUCCGGCAUGACAGAGCUUGUCUGUCUUGCUUGGCCUGCAACACAAUGUGUAACUGUAGCACUUUUUUCGUGCGAUAAUCGAGUAGAGAUUUUUAGUGCAGACAGAACCGCCGCCACCGCGGUGGUCGCAGAUGCUGGUCGUACUAUGCGGGUUGCUACUUCGGAGCUGCAGGAGGAGAGCAGCCAUGUACAACAUGAAGAUUAUCCCGUGACAGCCUUCUUUUCUCGCCCGGCCGCGACAGGGAGGCAGCACUCCCAGCGGGAUGUUGCCAGCUUGAAUCAGUCUGCGGGAGGAAGAAAUGCAGGAAUUGAGGAUUAUGCCGAGGAAGAAGUGGAAGUUCGUUGCCGCGUCCUUGUCGGUGCCGACGGGAUCUAUUCCAGAGUGAGGAAGCAACUCUUGACGGACAGAACUUCGCCGUCUUGUCGAGUGUUAAGUAGACCUCCAACUACUCCUGAUGAAAGAGCUACUGCACCCGUGAGGACCGCGAGUAAAGAAGAUCUCACAACAAGAACAUCACCAAGCAGGAGCACCCCUUUGGCUUUGUCCGGAAACAUGAAAAAUCUCAAUGAACAACAAGAACUCAAGAAUCCCGAUCCUCUCCAGUACCUGGGCGUCCUGGUCGUUCUCGGCAUGGCCCCGAACAAAGACCAUUUUCUGUACCGAAAAACGACGUUUCAGACCUCGGACCAGUUUGGUACGCGGGUGUUUCUCAUGCCGUUCACGGAGUCGGAGAUUUUCUGGCAGUUGUCCAUCAAGAUGCCCGAGGCAGUCAUUCACGACUUGUUCUUAGCGGUGUCGGUUACAAAUCCGGACCAAAAGAAAUACGAUAAACACACCCGGGAACAAAAAAUCCGCGAGAUUAUCACGGAAAAAUGCGGAAACUGGCACGCACCCAUCCCGGAGAUUUUGCGGAAUACGGAAAGCGCUCGGAUCUCUUACACUCCAGUGUACGACAAGGGCGAAAGUUACCCGUUUUUCGAGUCGAAACCGUGGUUUUUCAAGAACUACUUCGCACAGAACGACGGGCAGGAGGAAAAUCAAAAUUGUGACGCUCCUGUCACUGGUAGAGCAGGUGGUAGUAGUGAUGGCGAUGUGGUAGAAGUAGAACGACUACAACAAGUUCCCUCCACCCUUCCCGUCACCCUGAUCGGCGACGCCGCGCACCCGAUGUCGCCCUUUAAGGGCCAAGGCGCCAACCAAGCUCUGCUGGACGCCGUGGAGCUGGGCGACGCGAUUUGGGCCAGCUUGGUUACCCCGAAGGUCUUCAAAAACCAAAUUUCGAGCAAGGGCAUGAAAAACGUACAGCCUGGCGUCUAUCUGGGGAAACGAGGCCGGGAAAGAAGGCUGCGGAAGGGACUGUUGAAAGAGGUAGACCCACAGGGGGACGUGACUGGUGGCGUAACAACUAGAACUUCUAGUGCUGCUGGUGAUGCUGGUCGUUCUUCGGUAAAAAACGGAAUCAACAUCAUUAUAAACAGCGGCAAUGCUGAUUCUGGCACUACACGACCAGAAACAGAAAACUCCACUAGCCUCAGUAACGCAGGAGUAGACAACCUGUUGUCUUCAGACAGGAAUGCACCGCGACCCCCGACCCUUUCCGGUCAACAAAUUACAGCAGAACUACGUGAAACUCCGUGUGUAGUUGGACCUCCGUUCCCGCCUCUAAAUUUUCAUGCUGCGACGUUCGACAACUCUGCCUCAUUGCAAGCGUCUUCGAGCAUAGCAUACACUACGUCUCCAACCCCUGAUAGUGAUAGUACAUUAAAACCCGAACAAGCCGCGACCGGAGCGCUGAAGCUGAACGAUGACGCAGUGACGAUUUCUCGCAGCACGAGUACCCUAACAGCACGGACCGAGUCUUGGAAAGGACAGCAGCAGGUCCGCAACCCCACCCCCCUAAGUCGCGCCCCGACGACCAACGGGAGGACAACUCCGAAGAGCGAAUUAGAGCGAGAAAUCCAACUGCUGUCCAGGACAAACUCCUACAAAAAUAAUUCAUCUCACACAAGAACAUCUUCGAGUAGUAGUGCGAGUGCGCAACAGAAACUUCAGCCUGCUCCUCUUCUUGUUCACACGGAAGAUGAUAAAGUCGUGCCAGAUGAGCAUUCUGGGCACGACCUCCUCCAGCAGAACAGCACGGUCCAUUUUCCGCCACGCGGCGGCCUUCCUGCGAAGAUGAAUGGGAGCCACGCAGUUCUUUUAGAUGAGACUGAUAGAAGAACUUUCGUUCCCCCAUCCCCGCCUCCGAAGAAGCACCACCUUUUGCCCAAGCUGCUGCGAAAGUUCGAGAAAGACAUGUACCACCGGGCCGACGCCAAGCGGAAGGCCUCCGCCGAGACCGCCCGGAAGCUGCAUUUUGAAGUGACCGACCAAGACGACCGGAUGCGGUGGAGGAACAUCGACUGGGAAACGUUCCGCGCGCAAAACCUGGGAACCUGGGACGGACCCGAGAUGCGCGAGAAAUUGGUGGCGUUCUUGCGAGCGCAUACGACGACGACGACUAUCACAGGAAGCGCGGCCGGUGAGGGUAGUUUGGCAGCGACGGAUGGUUGAUACAGUACUUAAAUUUCAGGGCACGACAUGAAGAUGUUCUUAUGAGAUGCAGGCAGCGGAGAAUUAUGAAUGUAAAUUCUUCUCUCUAGGAGCACUGGCCAGUAUUAGCCACUUGGGUUGAUCAUUCCUCGCGUGGAAAAGUGUAUUGCUAUCGCUGGAGCAGGAGCACAAGACUUCCACUAAAGCACAAGCAGUUUUAGUACAUGAAGAUGAUGGUCCUUUAUCAGCACCGACGUCAGCGUCAACAGCGACGACAGCGACUUUCAUUUUUCUGAUGAUGCUCAACAACAACAUCAUCUCCUCAUCUUCACCGGAUGGAUGAUAUCUGGAAUCGCUUGUUCCAGCAGCAUAAUUUCUUUAAGC
Messenger RNA from Amoebophrya sp. A120, 5239 nucleotides. Lineage: Eukaryota; Dinophyceae; Syndiniales; Amoebophryaceae. The record is from the annotation of a GenBank genome assembly.